Megachile rotundata (alfalfa leafcutting bee) is the source of this 1244-nucleotide messenger RNA. Its product is annotated as methionyl-tRNA formyltransferase, mitochondrial. Lineage: Eukaryota; Metazoa; Arthropoda; Insecta; Hymenoptera; Megachilidae. The record is from RefSeq and is a predicted model, not a curated record. Gene Ontology annotation, biological process: conversion of methionyl-tRNA to N-formyl-methionyl-tRNA; biosynthetic process. Gene Ontology annotation, molecular function: methionyl-tRNA formyltransferase activity. Gene Ontology annotation, cellular component: mitochondrion.
AUAUAUAUACAAAAAUAGUCGGCACCACGCUCGAAUAUGCGUUGUUUAUAAAAUAUAACAAUGAAGUAAUUAAAUUACGAUAUUACAAGUUUUUGAUGAUAUAAUAUACAGUAUAAUACAUUCAUCAUGUAUAUUAAAAGCAUGCACAAAAUAUUUGUGUCAGCUUUUAAAACAAGAACGCAUAAUAAGUACAUAUGCAAUCGGAGGUCACAUACAAUAACUCAAGACGGACCAUGGAAAGUAUUAUUUUUUGGCACAGAUAACUUUGCGGUGGAAAGUUUAAAAGCUUUACAUAAAAAAUGCGAAACAAAAGUUUUGCAGCGAUUGGAAGUUGUUACUACUACGAAUGUAAGACAAAAUGCUGUAUUGAAAUAUGCAAAAGAGAAUGAACUUAAUUUGUACAAAUGGCCAUUAGAAGAAAGUAUUUCUGAUUUUCAUAUUGGAGUAGUUGUUUCAUUCGGUCAUUUGAUUCCAUCUAAUAUUAUCAAUUCAUUUCCUUUAGGUAUGUUAAACGUACAUGGUAGUUUAUUACCAAAGUGGAGAGGAGCAGCACCAAUGACUUAUGCACUGAUGAAUGGAGAAUUACAAACAGGAGUUACAUUAAUGAAGAUAAUGCCAAAACAAUUUGAUAUAGGACCAAUAGUAGCGCAAAAGCAAGUAGAGAUUGGUGAAUAUGAAACCUUACCAGAAUUAUCUGCUAAAUUAAGUAAGUUUGGUGCAAAUCUUUUAGCAGAAACAUUUGAAAAUUUGCCAGAGUCACUACAAUCUGCAAAACCCCAAGAUGAUACAAAUGCAACAUAUGCACCAAAAAUAACAUCUGAAAUGUGUAUAAUUAAAUGGGAUGAAAUGUCAGCCAAACGUAUUUAUGAUUUAUACCGUGGUCUUUUUGGAGUAUAUCCUUUAAUGACGUUCUUACAAGAUACAAAAGUAAAAUUUUUAGAAAUUGAAUUAAUCGAACCUACCUCAAUUAGUGACCUGAUCGCAAGAUUUGAAGGAGAAAUGCCAGGAACUGUACUAUUCGAUAAGAAAAGUAAUAAAUUAAUAGUAAAGUGCAUAAAUGACAGUUUUAUUGCUGUAAAAAAAAUAUCUGUUGAAAAUGCGCGUUGUAAAAAUGCUUAUGAUUUUCGUAACGGUUUCCUGGCUGCUAAACGUAAAACGAAGGAAUGUUUUUCUUCAAUUAAUGCAAUUAAACAAUCCUAUAAUAUCUAAAAUCAUUAUUAAUAAAUAAUAUCGAUAUAUAUUUA